Formica exsecta is the source of this 1047-nucleotide messenger RNA. RefSeq names its product ring-infected erythrocyte surface antigen-like. The transcript has a single exon. NCBI's taxonomy places the organism in Eukaryota, Metazoa, Arthropoda, Insecta, Hymenoptera, Formicidae. The record is from RefSeq and is a predicted model, not a curated record. Bases 250 to 1047 code for a protein of 265 amino acids.
UACCCUGAUUUUUCUAAAUCAUUCAUUUUAACCACCGAUGCUUCCGGAAUAGCCAUAGGAGGAAUACUUUCCCAAGGGGAAAUAAACAAAGACCAACCGAUCGCUUACGCCUCUAGAACCCUCACAGACAAUGAACUGAAAUACGACACAUACAAAAAGGAAGCAUUGGCCAUAAUUUAUUGCGUCAAACAUUUUCGACCGUAUUUAUAUGGAAGAAGACUUACACUUGUCACGGAUCAUAAACCAUUAAUGUGGUUCAAAAACGCGCAAGAUGCAAAUAUGCGAAUACUCCGAUGGAGAUUAAAAUUAUCGGAGUACGAUUACGAUGUAGUAUACAUGGCCGGCAAAACUAAUGUAAAUGCAGACGCUCUAUCGAGAAACCCUAUAAAUCUGGAAGAAAUUGAUUGUAAAAUAAUAAAAGAUCGAAAAUUGCUAAAUCCAAACAACCCCGAAGAUGCACAAUUAAUUGCCGAAUUAUUAGAAAAAUCUGAUAGCGAAGAAAAAGAAGAAGAAGACAACUUUCAUUUAUAUCUUUCGGAUAACGAAGAAACCGAAGAAAUAACACCGGAAAAUCAUUUAUUUGAUAAUACUACGGAUACCCUUUUAUUUACACCUGCAGAAUUAAACGAACCAAAUUAUUUAUCGACUACCGAACAGGCUUUAAUACACGAUCUUCCCAGACAAAACAGAAUUCAAACAAGAAGUCAGACAAUAAAACAAAAUACUAAACAAAAUAAAAUAUCCAAUGAAUUGCAUAGUAAUGAAGAAGAAAUUGAGGAAAUUGAAGAUAGAAACGAUCCGCCAGACAAAGAUUCUGACAGUGACAAGAAAAAUGAGGAAGAAGACGAGGAAAACAUUAUUAACCAGAAUUUAAAAACAAAAAAAACAAAACCUAUGAUUAUCGAAAAUCGAUUAAUUAAAAGCAACAUUAUAGAUUCCCGCAAACUUUUAUUUUUACGAAAAGACAACGUGGCAUAUUUUGUCGAUACACAAGGAAAACCAUUAGAUUCUGGCUCACAGUACAACAAUGUUUGCAGUGCCAACUAA